Letharia columbiana is the source of this 699-nucleotide messenger RNA. RefSeq lists its product as uncharacterized. The record is from RefSeq and is a predicted model, not a curated record. Bases 1 to 699 code for a protein of 232 amino acids. NCBI's taxonomy places the organism in Eukaryota, Fungi, Ascomycota, Lecanoromycetes, Lecanorales, Parmeliaceae. The transcript is spliced from 2 exons.
AUGCAGACUACACAGCGCACCCACAGCUUCCUUGACGAGAUGAACGACAAGUUGUUCAAGCCCAGGGGUCUGUACGCCAUGGUUAUGAAGUACAUCCCCCAGGGGACAAGACCAAUAUCCGUGCAGCAAGCGGACCUGAACACGAUCAUCAGGAAAGAAAAUGCGCCCCACAAAUCGUAUCAGAACUUUAGAGCAGUAAACGCGGGCCGGUCGUACGGAGCGAUCGAGAUGCCAGACUCUGCACCAUUGGUAUUCCCUGCCCUGGACGAAGCCGCGCAGACGCAAGACCCGGCAAAGGCGAGCAAACUGAAGAGCAGCAUGGCCUUCGUGACAGACUACUACGACAAGCGGGCACAGGCGUCCUACUUGCACAAGAACCCCGACCAACGCCUCGACCUGCCCAAGCCCGACUUCGGGACCCGCGUCAGCGAUCCCAACCAUCCCGCAUUCAGGGGCUCGUGGCUCACGCUGAUUUCCGGCGGCAAGAUCCCACCGAAGGCUGAGCGGCGAGCGAGGAGACGCGAGGAGAGGAUCCAGGCGGGCGUUGCACCGAGUAGGAAACAAGAGAGGAAGGCGUGGAAGCAGAAGAGGAAGCUGAUGAAGCAGAAUGUGCUGUAUCUGAUGAUUGUCAACUUGCCGACUGAGCAGGAAAUGGAGGCGGCGAAGAUGCAGGUGCAGCAGCAGGCGGGGAUGAGAUAG